AUGGAGCAGCCACAGAGUGACGUUGUGCCGGUGACAUGUGUGGAACAGCCACAGUGUGAAGUUGUGCUGGCGAGAGCUUUGGAGGCUGCACAAUUGAGAAGGAUGCUGAAUCUCUUGAUUUCGGGCUUGAUUUCGGGUCUUCAAAUUGGGUUCGCGGAAUUGAUGGGAAUUGGGAAAUUAAUCGAAAUUAGAGUAGCACUUACCAGCAUUAACGUUGGUGUGCAGAAGACGAGGUUCCUUGAAAUAAUUGUAGCGCCGGACAGUGCUGUACCAGUAAGAGGCUACCUCCUGUCCCAUCGUGUUGAGCUUCACACUUUCUGCGAUGCCAGUACACGGGUCUAUGGAGUUGCAGUGUACAUUGUGACUGGCUCCGGAGAUGAAUCCUGUGCGAGAUUGUUGCUUGCCAAGUCCCGAGUAGCUCCAUUGAGCCAACUCACUAUACCGAAGUUAGAGUUGUGUGGUGCUACCUUAGCAGCUGAAACCAUUGCCAAGUUCACUGAUGCUGUUGGACCAGAUGCAAUCCAUUUCUGGACUGACUCCACGAUUGUCCUGCACUGGAUCCACAGCCCUCCACAAUCCUACAAGGUAUUUGUAGCCCAUCGUGUUCAGCGUAUCCGGAAACAUUCUUCACCUGAUCAGUGGCGCCACGUAGUGUCUGAAGAAAAUCCUGCAGACAUAAUUUCUCGUGGUGUCUCUCCUUCACAGCUCAUGGACAAUAGUUUAUGGUUUGAGGGUCCUGAAUGGAUUAGAUGUCCAGAGAGAUCAUGGCCACCACCCUUCAAUCCCACUGCCUGUCCUGAGGCCAAUUGUUUUCUGAUCAAGGCGAAGGAGUUUGUCUUUGGAGAUCUACUUCGAAUGUUCUCAUCUAUUCUCAAAGUCCAACGGAUCGUUGCAUACUGCCUGAGAUUUACCUAUAAAGGUCCUCGUCCGCUUCCCAAGACCAAUUUAGCCAUUACAGCUGACGAGAUGGAGAGAGCACUCCUUUUCCUCAUUAAGAUGGACCAACAAAGCUCUCUUCCGGAGGUUUGUGCUCAGCUGGAAAGGAGUGAGGCGCUCUCACGUGAGUGGAAGUCGCUUCAGAGUCUUGCUCUAUUCUUGGAUAGAGAUGGCAUUAUCAGAGUUGGUGGAAGACUCAAGAAUGCGGAUGAGCCCUUCUCGACCAGACACCCAGUAUUGCUCCCAAGAUCCCUACUCACUUAUAGAAUCGUGCGUCAUGAGCAUUCCAAACAGUUGCACGCUCCUCCUACACUCUUAUUGGCUUCCGUUCGCCAGAAGUUCUGGCCAAUAGCUGGUCGAAAUCUUGCCAAGAGAGUUGUGCACGAUUGCCUGAAGUGCUACCUGAAGAAGCCCAAACCUUUGGACCAAUUAAUGGGUGAUCUACCCGACCAUAGGGUAAAUUUGUAUCGGCCCUUCCAAGCAACUGGUGUAGACUUCGCCGGCCCGCUCAACAUGAUCUCUUCCGCGACCCGGGGAGCACGGUCCCGGAAAUCUGGAACCCAGAAAGUCUACAUUGCCAUCUUCGUUUGCAUGGCAACGAAGGCAGCACACCUCGAGUUAGUGUCUUCGCUUUCAACGGAAGCAUUUCUAGCCGCCUUCAGACGGUUCGCAGCCAGAAGAAGUACUCCUCGACAUAUCUAUUCUGACUGCGGGAAAAAUUUCGAGGGUGCUGCAAACGAGCUUAUCCGACUCUUCAAUCAGGAAGCGGCACAACAGGAGAUUGUGAACCGCACUCAGGAUGAUGGUAUCACGUGGCAUUUCAAUCCUCCUGCCUCUCCCCACCAUGGAGGUUUGUGGGAGGCCUGCGUGAAGAGCACCAAGUACCACUUGGUUCGUGCCACGACAUCUUCUGCUCUCUCCUAUGAAGAGUUCCACACUAUUCUAUGUCAAAUAGAAUCCGUCCUAAACAGCCGACCUCUGUGUCUGCUGUCCGAUGAUCCCAACGAGAGGGACUAUCUCACACCUGGCCAUUUCUUGGUGGGAGCCCCUGGAAACGCUCCACCGGACCCGGACCUGUCACACAUUCCAGAAAAUCGUCUCUCAUACUGGCAACAUUGUCAAAGACGGGUGCAGGAGUUUGGGAGAAAAUGGAGACUUCACUACCUCAACACCCUCCAACAAAGACCGCGAUGGAAGAUCGCUCGAGAGAAUUUAAAGGUAGAUGAAGUGAUCUUACUCCUGGAUGAGACGAGAGAGGGUUCGAAGUGGGUGCUCGGACAAGUGAAAACCAUCCAUCCUGGCACUGACGGCAGGGUGAGAGUGGUCUCAGUGAGGACUUCAAGAGGAGUGUACAAACGUCCAAUAACGAAAAUCGCCAGACUUCCCCAAUCUACAGAAGACUCUUCUGGACUGCACCAGGAGGCGCACGUCCAGACCGGGGAGGAUGUUGGGGUUUUAGUGUAAAAUAAGAAGAAGUGACCGUUAAUAAGAGAAGCAGAUUCAAAAUAUCGAUCAAAAGAGAGAUGGAGGAUGAUAUCGAUAUUAGUGGGAUUUUCUCCUUCUAUCAUCUCUUCACUCUUGGACUUUCUCCCAUGUUACUGUUAGUUCUUUCUUCAUGUUCUCUGUGCAAAUUUGGUGAUUGGUGUGAAAAAUUAAAAUUUGAGGAAAAAUUUAUAAUUAAUUAAGUGGAAAUAAAAUUUGUAAAUUGUUAAAAAGUUGUUUUGUGGAGUGGAAACAUCAGCUGAUCGGGGGACAGUGAAAAUCCAGGAGGAAAAGCUUGAGUUUCGAGUGAUUUCGAGAAAAAGGGGCCAAGAUCCACCACGAGGUGACCCACCACAAAGGGAAGAGAUUGCUUCUUGGCGGAAAAAGGAAAAUUUUUUAAUCCUUCUCGCCAAAUACAUUCCUUAACCAAUCUCUCUUCCCUCCUAAAGGUAACUGCACCAGGGAAAUAUAUUCUUAUUGGGAGUUUGCUGAUUCUAAUAGAGCUUUCACAUAUUUUUC
Molecule: messenger RNA, 2937 nt
Organism: Phlebotomus papatasi
Lineage: Eukaryota; Metazoa; Arthropoda; Insecta; Diptera; Psychodidae
Exons: 4
Coding region: 1-2400 (799 amino acids)
Biological process (GO): DNA integration
Molecular function (GO): nucleic acid binding
Source: RefSeq, a predicted model, not a curated record